AUGCCCCAGACCACGUCCAAGGGCCUGAUGGAAGACGUCGAUGCGGCGUAUGAAUUCGCUCGGAACUGGCGGGCUGAUGGGAAGAAACGCCGUGUCAUUGCCGCCGGCAGCAGCGGCGGCUUCUUCCCAUGCGUCAUGCUGGCUCAUCACAACCCCGUCAAACCGCUCGCACUCCUCUCAGCCCAGGGUAUCAACUCGUUCCGCCACAGCUUCUUCAACUCGUCCACCAUGCUCACGCCCGAGCCGAUUCCAGACUCGGUCAUGGCGCCCAUCAUCGCCGGCCCCGUCGUCAUUGGCGAAACACGUCCUGACGACCCGUCUGCCUUUGAUGUCGGCCAACUCACACCCGAUGGUUCCAGAAACCCCGACUACAAGCCUCCAGCUCGCCCGCAAACCCCCGAUGACUCAGACGACGCUGCUCGUCUCCGGGGUAUGCUGUACGACUACUACACUCACAAGAACCAGUGGGUCGAGCUGCUGGGUGACGUUGACCCAGGCUACGCGUGGGCAAAGGAAGAUGCGGCCGGGGCCAAGGCUCGCGUGGAGGCGUGGCCGCCAACCGUCAUCUUCCACGGCAACGCCGACUACGACGUGGAGCUGGCGGUGAGCGAAGAGAUGAGGGACUCCCUGGGCGAAGACAAGGUGACGCUGCUGGUGGCAGAGGGGCAGGGCCAUCUCUACGACUUGGUCAAGUUUAUUGAGGAUGAUGCCCCCGGGAUGGAUACCGUCAGGGAGGCCGUCCGGUGUCUGGAUGGAAUUAUUGCCAGGCAAUGA
This is a messenger RNA of Metarhizium robertsii ARSEF 23, 774 nucleotides long. RefSeq names its product pirin. The transcript is spliced from 2 exons. NCBI's taxonomy places the organism in Eukaryota, Fungi, Ascomycota, Sordariomycetes, Hypocreales, Clavicipitaceae. The coding region runs from base 1 to 774 and encodes 257 amino acids. The record is from RefSeq and is a predicted model, not a curated record.